AUGUCCAUUGACCUCAGCUGGGAAACACUAACCAGCGGUCCAGACGGCGACGCCCUCGCCGAGCGCAUCAGGGGCUUCAUCCACGACAAGUUCCAGACAGUCCCCCUCCCUCGGUUCAUCAAGUCCGUCACCGUCCACGGAUUCGACUUUGGCACCGUACCACCGGAGCUGGAACUAAAAGACAUCACCGACCCGCUUCCCGACUUCUACGACCAGGAGCUGGGCGACGACGAAAGCGACGACGAUUUCGGCAGCGACGACGAGGCAGCGGCGCAUCUCGCCGCCGCGCGGGCCCGGCACGCUCUGGCCGGGACCAAGAAGCGCCGCCCGGGCGGCAUCAGGACCGCGACCGCGCCGAGGAGCGACCUCCUCGCCGGACACGACUUGGGGAGCCCGUUCCUGGGGGCCUCCACCCCGGGCAUCCUGGGCGGCCCGGGACUGAGCUACUUCCAGGGCCAUCUGGGCACGGGCACGCACACACCCCUGGCGGCCGUCGCGGGCGCUCACCUCGGAAACUCGUGGAUGGCGCCCGGCGCCGUCGACGCCUCCGACUUCGCCUACGCCGCAGGCCGUCACAGGAACCCCUCGCAGAGCAGCAUAUCUGUCGACAACCUCUCUGUCAACCUGGAGGGCACGUCGCCGCCGCUGCGGGAAAAGUCUAGCGUCUCCACGCUCGCCCCUACGUCGGUGGGCAUGUCUCGGCCUCCCACGCGGGACACGCACCUCGCUGAUUCGGCUGUCGAGCAAGGCGGUGAUGGCGCCCACGCGGGACUGGACGCGGGCGCCCUCGAUGAUGAACUCGCAGCGCACAGGAGAGAGCCGAGGGUGGAGGACGUCCAGGCCGUCUUCAGGAUAUGCUACGCAGGGGACGUGCGGCUGAAUCUCACGGCGGAGAUAUUGCUGGAUUAUCCCAUGCCGAGCUUCGUCGGUAUCCCGCUGAAGCUGAAUAUCACGGGGCUGUCGUUUGACGGGGUGGGCGUGUUGGCAAAGAUCAGGAAGCGUGUGCAUUUCUGCUUCCUGAGUCCAGAGGAUGCGUUGGCGGCUGUUGGGUCUGUGGACGGGGCGGAGGAUUGCGGCAGCGGAGGUGGAGGGAAGCAAAGCACGAGCAAGAACACUAGGCUCGGGGGCUUGUUGCAGGAAAUGAAAGUUGAGAGUGAGAUUGGCGAGAGGGAAGGCGGGAAACAGAGCCUCAAGAACGUCGGCAAGGUUGAACGGUUUGUGUUGGAGCAAGUCAGGCGCAUAUUUGACGAGGAGUUUGUGUAUCCUAGCUUCUGGACGUUUUUGGUAUGA
Molecule: messenger RNA, 1290 nt
Organism: Metarhizium album ARSEF 1941
Lineage: Eukaryota; Fungi; Ascomycota; Sordariomycetes; Hypocreales; Clavicipitaceae
Product: mitochondrial inheritance component mdm12
Exons: 1
Coding region: 1-1290 (429 amino acids)
Biological process (GO): mitochondrion organization; phospholipid transport
Cellular component (GO): ERMES complex
Molecular function (GO): lipid binding
Source: RefSeq, a predicted model, not a curated record